Molecule: messenger RNA, 1377 nt
Organism: Macroventuria anomochaeta
Lineage: Eukaryota; Fungi; Ascomycota; Dothideomycetes; Pleosporales; Didymellaceae
Product: glycoside hydrolase family 76 protein
Exons: 3
Coding region: 1-1377 (458 amino acids)
Biological process (GO): carbohydrate catabolic process; fungal-type cell wall biogenesis
Molecular function (GO): mannan endo-1,6-alpha-mannosidase activity
Source: RefSeq, a predicted model, not a curated record
AUGAAGCCUUCUACACUCGUUUACACGGUGGUUGGCUUGCUGUCGCCAAUCGCCACUUCUGCAAUAGAGCUCAAUGUUGACGAUCCAGAAUCGAUCAAAAGCGCAACCAAGAUUGUUGCAGCAGGUGUGAGAGAUUGGUAUACGGGUGAUCGAGUCGGCGACACACCUGGCAAUCUGCCGGAUCCCUACUACUGGUGGCUAUGCGGCGCCAUGUUCGGUUCCUUCAUCGACUACUGGUACUACACUGGUGACGACUCAUACAACACUAUUACGACACAAGCAAUGGUCCACCAAAUCGGUACACCACAGGCUUUCAUGCCACCUAAUCAAACGAGUACACUUGGAAACGACGAUCAAGCAUUUUGGGGGAUAACAGCUAUGUCGGCAGCGGAGAACAAGUUUCCAGAUGCUGAGGGUCAGAUGUCGUGGUUGUCGCUCGUCAUUGCCGUCUUCAACACACAGGUUCCGCGUUGGAACACCAGAACCUGCGGUGGUGGACUCAACUGGCAGAUCUUCACAUUCAACAACGGAUACGAUUACAAGAACACAAUUUCGAAUGGAGCGUUAUUCAACAUCGCGGCCAGGCUGGCAAAAUACACAGGCAACAGCACAUAUUCCGAGUGGGCUGUGAAGGCGUAUGACUGGGAACUCAGUGUUGGGCUCAUCAGCCAGGACUACCACUUCUACGAUGGCACGACCGAACGCAAGAACUGCACGGAGGUCAAUCACAUUCAAUGGACCUACAACGCAGGCAUCCACAUGUCCGGCGCCGCAGCUAUGUGGAACAUGUCAGAAACGGCAGGCGACACCACUCAAGCAGCCCUUUGGCGCGGCCGCCUCGAAGGCAUCAUAAAAGCAACCGACGUAUUCUUCUCUGCCGACGGCACACCCAACGUCAUGAUCGAAGUAGCCUGUGAGCGCAAUGGGCUAUGCGACCACGACCAGCGCUCAUUCAAAGCCUACCUCUCGCGCUGGAUGGGCUACACCAUGCUCACCGCGCCCUGGACGCGCGAGUCCAUUAUGCCACGUCUGCGUGCCUCUGCCGUCGCAGCGGCCAAGCAGUGCGGUCCCGGCAAGGGUGGAUGUGGACUGCGCUGGUGGCAGGGCGGUGUAAAUGAUGGCGAGGUGGGUAUCGGUGAACAAAUGAGUGCGCUCGAGGUUAUGCAGAAUCUGCUUGUCGAUCAGGUCUCAGGGCCCGUGGGCGAGCAAACGGGUGGAAUCAGCAAGAACGAUCCUACUGCAGGCAGUGACGGGGGGAACCUGGUCAUUGAGCAUGAUCCCAUUACCACGGCGGAUAGGGCUGGUGCGGGUAUCCUGACUGCACUGGUGCUUGCGUUCUUGUUUGGUGGAGGUUGGUGGUUGAUUACUGGAGAUUAG